This is a messenger RNA of Mus caroli (Ryukyu mouse), 2125 nucleotides long. The record is from RefSeq and is a predicted model, not a curated record. Lineage: Eukaryota; Metazoa; Chordata; Mammalia; Rodentia; Muridae.
GCCUGGCAUUUCCCAGAAGCCCCAGCGCCGGGAAGGAGUUUGCAGCUGCUCGGUCAUCGUGCGGCCCGACGCGAGCCCGCGCUGGUGUGCAGGCCCGGCUCUGUGCCUGGUCUCUGGUGUGAGGGUUUACGCGAGGCCCCUGCUUCGGUCCCCGGACUAGGCCUCGACCCCGGGCGCCAUGAAGCAGGAGGGCUCGGCGCGGCGCCGAGGCGCCGACAAGGCAAAGCCGCCGCCGGGAGGGGAACAAGAACCGCCGCCGCCGGCCCCCCAGGAUGUGGAGAUGAAAGAGGAGGCAGCAGCUGGGAGCGGCUCCACGGGGGAGGGAGACGGCAAGGCAGCUGCGACCGAGCACUCCCAGAGAGAGCUGGACACUGUCACCUUAGAAGGUACGGGAGCCCACGUCGGGGUCGUGCCGCGAUCACCGGUGACAGCGGCCAGGGUGAUGCGACUUUUUGCUGGGACCUCUGCCAUCUGGCAAAUUCUCUGUGUGUGUUGGGGAACCCACGGUGAGUGCCCAGCAGUAAACUCUGUUGUUUGCUCUGUCCUCUCCCAGCCCAUGGACACAGAAGCCGACCUGCAGUUUCGUCCUCGAACGGGAAAAGCGGCAUCAGCGCCUCUCCUGCCUGAGGUGGAAGCCUACCUGCAGCUGCUCAUGGUCAUCUUCCUGAUGAACAGCAAGCGCUACAAAGAGGCACAGAAAAUCUCUGAUGACCUGAUGCAGAAGAUCAGCACUCAGAACCGCCGAGCCUUGGACCUCGUAGCUGCCAAGUGUUACUAUUAUCACGCCCGGGUCUAUGAGUUCCUGGACAAGCUGGAUGUGGUGCGCAGCUUCUUGCAUGCCCGGCUCCGGACAGCCACCCUGCGGCACGAUGCUGAUGGACAGGCUACCCUUUUGAACCUCCUGCUUCGGAAUUACCUGCACUACAGCUUGUAUGACCAGGCUGAGAAGCUGGUAUCCAAGUCUGUGUUCCCUGAGCAAGCCAACAACAAUGAGUGGGCCAGGUACCUCUAUUACACAGGGCGAAUCAAGGCUAUCCAGCUGGAGUACUCUGAAGCCCGGAGAACAAUGACCAAUGCCCUUCGAAAGGCUCCACAGCAUACAGCUGUUGGCUUCAAACAGACGGUGCACAAGCUUCUGAUCGUGGUGGAGCUCCUGCUGGGGGAGAUCCCAGACCGCCUGCAGUUCCGUCAGCCCUCCCUAAAGCGCUCCCUCAUGCCCUACUUCCUUCUCACCCAAGCUGUUAGGACAGGAAAUCUUGCCAAGUUCAACCAAGUUCUGGAUCAGUUUGGGGAGAAGUUUCAAACUGAUGGGACCUACACCCUAAUUAUCCGACUGCGACACAAUGUGAUCAAGACAGGUGUGCGCAUGAUCAGCCUGUCCUAUUCCCGGAUCUCCCUGGCUGACAUCGCCCAGAAGCUGCAGCUGGAUAGCCCAGAAGAUGCAGAGUUCAUUGUCGCCAAGGCCAUCCGGGACGGCGUGAUUGAGGCCAGCAUCAAUCACGAGAAGGGAUAUGUCCAAUCCAAAGAGAUGAUUGACAUCUAUUCCACCCGGGAGCCCCAGCUGGCCUUCCACCAGCGCAUCUCCUUCUGUCUGGACAUCCACAACAUGUCUGUCAAGGCCAUGCGCUUUCCUCCCAAAUCCUACAACAAGGACCUGGAGUCUGCAGAGGAGCGGCGAGAGCGGGAGCAGCAGGACCUGGAGUUUGCCAAGGAGAUGGCAGAGGAUGACGAUGACAGCUUUCCCUGAGCCAGGCCGGGGAGGGGCGGGCUGAGUGGAGACUGGCUUUUUCUCUUUUCCCUCAGGUGUCCCCUGCCCGGGAAACUGUUCUCUGUUUCCCACACACGGCUCACAGACUGCAUAUGUGCAGGGGUCAGGGAUGCUGGGAGCCAACCGUCCCCUUCUUGCUAUCAUGCCUCUCUGUAGCUGGUGACAGUACCCUGUGGGCAGAAGAGCAGGUGGCAGCCUCCUAGAGGCAGGGUCCUGCCUCAUGGUGGUGUCGGUGGCAGGAGGGGACGGACAGAACCAUGGAUUAGGGUGUGGACUAGGGCCUGGAGUUGGGACACGUUGGGUUCUAUGUUUUUGAAGCUUCAAUUAUGAUUUUUAAACAAUAAAAAGUUCUCCAGA